Messenger RNA from Erythranthe guttata (spotted monkey flower), 741 nucleotides. Lineage: Eukaryota; Viridiplantae; Streptophyta; Magnoliopsida; Lamiales; Phrymaceae. The record is from RefSeq and is a predicted model, not a curated record.
AUGGAGCAAAUCAACUCCGACAACAUCAACAAUGUUCUUCUUUACGAUCAAAUAAUCUCCAACACCAAACGCGAUCACCCGGUCCCAUCUUGGCCGGAAUUCAUAAUCGGUAUCCACUUCUAUCUGCAACCGAUCUCGCAAUUGUACGUUGUAAACGUAGAUUCGGGGGAGGCGGAGUUAACCGGGAGUUACCCUUUCCCUACCGUGGAAGAUCAAGUCUUCCUGAAUCUGCGCGAUUUCUUACACCACCGGAGGGCGCGCGACAUCAUCAGAGAGAAACUCACCCAAUCGUUCAUGUUCGUGAUCGGGGAUGAACUCCUGCAUGAGUGGAUCGGGUCGGUGCUCCGGAAGACGAGGGCGAUUAUCAGGUCCAUGCCGGCCGAGCACAACAUCGUGUUGGUUAUGUCCCCGGCUAGGUUUAGCUGCCGGUCCGUGUACGAUCCCAGGUUGGCGGCGGUGGAACAAUAUUACGAGAAUAUUAAUUAUAUGGUUCCUGCGGCGGAGGAGUGGAUUGAUCGGGUCUUGGUGAAGAAGGCGGUGACGGGAUAUUCUUGCGACGACGAUUUCGGGACUUGUACGGUUUGCUUGGAGGGAUUUUCCAACGAAGCUUAUUCGAUGCCGUGCGAGCAUUAUUUUCACGGAGAUUGCAUCCGGGAGUGGCUGAGGACUAGCCACUACUGCCCCGUUUGCCGUUACAAGGUUCCGACGACCACGACCACGACGAUAGAGAUUUUGUAUUGA